Messenger RNA from Petromyzon marinus (sea lamprey), 3636 nucleotides. Lineage: Eukaryota; Metazoa; Chordata; Hyperoartia; Petromyzontiformes; Petromyzontidae. The record is from RefSeq and is a predicted model, not a curated record.
CCAGGUUUGCUCAUAGAUUUAUUGAAUUUCGAGUCCCGCCUGCGGUUGCCUUGGCAGGGCCAGAGACCAAAUGAUUUCGCGGGCCGGACGUUCCCCAGCCCUGCUCUAGAGCCUCGACUCGCGAGUCGGGAGGCGACCGGAGCCGUGGAUGGCCAGAAGAAGAUGACCCGAACGUGCACAGACAGACACUCGGUGGCACAUUGGGGAUUGCAGGAGCAGCAGAAGAGGAGGAGCGACCUCUCCCUCCAUUUGAGUGGACAUUGAGGGUUUCAGCUGAAGACUGUCAUUGCUUUAGCAAGGAGGGAGUGUGAAGGGGGCGAUCGGGGUGGGAUGAGAUAGGAGACGGAGGUGGGAGUGGAUCCAUGAACGAUCUUGAAGAAGGCGAGGGGUUUUUUUUUGUAAUCGGUGAAGGACAGGAUUGGCAAGCCAAUCGAGGGAUUUGUAGAAUGGGCUCAGACGCCUGGCGGUGGCAUUGUGAGUCAUUCGAGGUUUAGCGGCGAGGGAUGGGGUGAGGGGCGAGGCGAGGGAACGUGGGGAGUUGAGGGAUGUUGGGGGCAUAGCGGAGAGAGCUGCGACGGUCGAGUCGGGAUAUGAUGAAGGCGUGGAUGGGGUCUUGGCGACAGCUGGGGUAGGCAAUAUCAGAUGUGGGAGAUGUUGUGCAGAUGGAGGGAUGUGGGCCUUGCAUAGCUGAGAUGUGGGAAGAGCCGAUCGCCUCCCGAUAGGCGAGUCCAGGCUCUCGACCCUGGCAGGGUGGCGCAGUAGUAACACCCGUGCCGUUAGGGGGGCCCUUCGGCAGAAAAACACUGCUCUUAAGAAAUGUCACAUGGGCACAAACUAAAUCCGAAUAACAUGAAUGGAGGGAUAACGUUUCAUACGAAUUAAGAGUAGAAAGGACCCUAGGGUGGAGAGAUCGUCCAUGAGAAUGACCACAACUCGCACGGAUACCAGAGUGGCCCUGCAAAUGCGCACAGCCCUGAAUGUAACCACAGAUAUGAUGAACAUAGCGGAGGCUGUGCGUUUGGAAACUUUCUGGUCUGACAAGUACAUCGUUCACAUACACGUACGGUGCAAUCAUUAUCUGGGACAGAGGGACGGUGUGGCGAGGCAGUCGUUCGCGCACUGCACUGUGAACACGGCGACCCGAGUUCGAUUCCCGACCAAGGCGUUUGGCCCCCCGACGGCUGCCCCGCGCGUUCCCGCGCUCCGCUCGUUAAAUGCUUGCACAAUGUGCGUGUGGGAUAGUGCGACAGCGCACGCACGUGGUUCUCCAGACCCGGCCCGUCGAUGCUGGUCCCGAAUCGUGCGGCUUUGAAGUUGGAGAAAACGGGAUCUAACGUGGCCACUGUUGCGUGGCAUCUCUGCGGGGCUGGCUGUUUUCUAUAACUUGCCUGUUGUUGUGGCCGUGUCCUAUGGAGACUGAGCCGUUCAACAAUGCUGUUUUUGUGUUGCUCAGGUUUUGUCAAAAUCAUGUCGACUUGGAUAGACGGGUGGGGGCCGGUGGUGAGCGCACGGUGCCGUGAACCGAGCGAUCAGAGUUCAAUUCCCGCUCACGGCAAACAUCAAUGGCAAAGUGAUAUCAGAACUGGUCCUGACCUCUCCCUUCCCCCCCCCACCGCCUAUACCAACCAGCAAGAACCAGCGCGGUGAGGAGCGCAGCGCCAAUGAUCCGGGGCCGCCAUGGAUCCCAGGAGUCAGCGAGGAGAGGCUUCGCCGCUGCUGGAUGGCACCACCACCGAUGGCGCCCCGGCCCCCGUGCUCUCCCUCGGCCAGAUUAGACCCGCGAAUGCGAGCAACGACUACACGGACGGGCCCCCGGGGACAACGGCGGGGCCCGGCGCGGGGCCCGGCGCGGGGCCUGCGGCGGCCAGGGCGGGCGCUCCACGGGGCCCGCUGCCCCUCCACCAGCAGCAGCAGCAGCAACACCAGCACCGCGCCGGCUCCCCGCCGCACAAACCGGUCGCGCCGGCGGGGCGCGUGGCACGGUCCACCAGCACCGGCAGCACGUGCUCCAAGAGCAGCAGCGCUCGCACGAGUACCGGCAGCACGUGCUCCGAGCAGCGCCUGCUGCCCCCUGCACCGCCAUCGCCUCCACACCUGGGCCCUGCGCCGUCCCCCACCGGCGCCCCGACGGGCCCCCCAGCUGCACCGGAUGCGGCGCCGGCGGCGCCCGUGGUGAAGCGGCAGCCACAGGGCGGCGAGGGGGGCGGCGGAGGCGGCGGAGGAGGCGCCGGCGGCGGCGACGACGACGACGGCGGCGGCGACGACGACGGCGCGGGAGAGAGCGGCGCGGCGCCGGCCGAGAAGCCGGGGUCUCCGACGAACGGCGAAGGCGGCGAGGGCGGCGCGCGGGGCCACGCGGCGUGCGAGCGGUGCGGGAAGUGCGCGUGCGGCGAGUGCGGCUCCACGAGGCGGGCGCUGCCCGCGUGCUGGCUGUGCGAGAAGCGCUGCCUGUGCUCGGCGGGCGCGCUGCUCGAGUCGUGCACGUGCCUGUGCUGCGUCAAGGCGCUCUUCUACCACUGCUCCCCGCAGACAGACGUGGGCGACUCGGGGGACUCGUGGGCCGACAACCCGUGCUCGUGCCGGCGCGCGGGUUGCGUGCCGCGCUGGGCCUGCCUGGGCGCCCUCUCGCUGGCGCUGCCCUGUCUGCUGUGCUACCCACCGGGCCGCGCCGCGCUCAAGCUGGCGCGCGCCGCGUACGACCGCCUGCAGAGGCCUGGCUGCCGAUGUCGGCGCCGGCGAAACGACGCCGAUUCCGAUCGGGCCGCGCCGGCGCAGUCUCCCGCCGCCGAGAAGCCCGCUUGAGCGACCGCCCCGGCCCCCGCCGGCCUACGGGGCCCGCCGAGAGACGCGGGGACCCCGAGGGAGGGGAGGGCGCGGCGACGAGCCGGGGAGCUCGACGGGCGGACGAGGAAUGGGUGCUCGCAAACUGUGACGAGAGGCGCCGCGCGGCGUGGGCGCUGGCGACGCCCGUGACCACGCGUUGUGCGCACGCACAACGCUGCAGUCGGUGCCAUAUACAGUCUAUAUUACAGUAUACACAGUAUAUAUUGGCGGCACAUGACUCGUGUCCCCUCCUUCACCCCCGCGACAGAGCUCACCCGACCACUGCAGGGGUCCUCCAGAGGGGGGACCCCUUACCUCUAGAGCCCCCACAUCCCCCCACACCUCGACGGGGAUCGACGAGCCCCGUAGCAACCCCCACCGCAGGGACCCCCACCGCCCCCGCCUCGACCACUACAGGGUGCCCCCCACACACACCUCCCUGUGUAGCCCCCCACACGGCUCCACUGGAUGCGGUGCGGCCCCCCCUACCACUAGAGGAGCCUCCGCCACCUUGGUGGGCCCCCACUAUUCAGGGUACAGGGCCCUCGGCCGCGCUAUCCAGGGUCUUGGGCCCCCCGGGUAGAGGCCCUGCCGUGGGUCCCGGGCGGGCCCCCCCUCUCGUCGUCGUUUUCCUGUGUAAAGAGAAAUAUUUAUUCCAAAGUUUUAUAAUAUUUAUUUUACAGAUGUAUGCGAGAGGCAGACCCCCCCCCCCCCUCCCUGGGGGCCCUGCGCUCUGUGCUUGAGGAGGGAGGGGCCCCGGGCGGGGGGUUGCUUCCUAUAGAAAUAAAUAAAUAAAUGAUUAUACCCGUGCAA